Fundulus heteroclitus (mummichog) is the source of this 2001-nucleotide messenger RNA. It is a transcript of the gene bspry, whose product is annotated as B-box and SPRY domain containing. The record is from RefSeq and is a predicted model, not a curated record. Lineage: Eukaryota; Metazoa; Chordata; Actinopteri; Cyprinodontiformes; Fundulidae. Gene Ontology annotation, molecular function: zinc ion binding; protein binding. The transcript has 6 exons. Bases 106 to 1530 code for a protein of 474 amino acids.
UUCCGUGUUCCGCUCACCUGUUACACCUGCGUUACAGCGCAGCCCAGCAUUGGCAGGCGCGACUCCCACAGCUCCGCCGGUGCGCACCUGCUCUCCCGUUUUGCCAUGACCGAGAGAUUUACCGAGUGCGACUUGACAUGCACGUCUCCCGCGACUUCCGUGGAGACUUUAAAAGCCGUGAACCGCCUGAAAAUUGACCCGGAGCAGCCCAUUUUCUCCGUGCUGACCGGCGGCAUGAAGGGCCAGGAGGAGGCUGAGAUCGCGCUGUCCCAUCCGAGCGCCUGUGGCGGCAGCAACAGCAGCGGGGGAGCCACCUCGCCCACGGCCGCCGCCUCCGACACCGAGUCCGGCAUCUUCUCCGUGGAGAGCGAGCUCUGCGCGGAGCACGACUUCGAGCUGGACUGGUUCUGCGGCACCGAGCAGAAGCUCAUCUGUUCCCGCUGCGCCAACGCGGGCCCCUGCCGGGAGCACAGCGUGGCCCCGCUGGCCCGCAGAGUCAGCGCGGUCAGGAACCAGCUGGUGGACGUGUGCGAAAAAAUCCAGCUGCAGGCCCUGAGGAUCGAGAAGUUCAUCCAGCAAACGCUGACGGCCAAAGAGCAAAAGCUGCAGGCGUCGGCGAGCAGGGCGAGGGAGCAAGUGCUCGCCCAGGUCAGCGCCGCGCGCGAGGCCCUGGAGGAGGAGGAGCAGCGCCUCCUGGAGCAGGUGCAGAGGGAGGAGGAGCGGGUGGAGCAGUGCCUCCUCACCCAGAGAGCUCACUGGAACCACGCUCUGACGAGUCUGUCGCAAACGCGCUCCCGCUUGGUGCACACGCUGACGCACGCUGCCGACGCACAGCUGGUGACCAACGUGCAGGAGAUUGCUGAAAGGGUGGAGGAAGCCGAGGGGGUCGGGGAGCCGUGUGAUACCGAUCAGCUCAACCUGAACCCGGCCUGUGCCGACAGCAAGCUGCUGAGGGGCCUCUGGGCGACUGCUCUGCUGCUGGGGCCCAACGCUUACGGAUCCCCGAUGUUAAAGUUUGACGAGCGAACAGUCAGCCCCCUGCUCUCGCUCUCCGAAGACUUACACACUUUGACAUUCCUGCAAAAGAAGCCCCGCCAGUCUCCCCCGUACGACCCGGCCCGCUUCGACUCCUGGCCCAACGCCUUGGGGUCCGUGUCCAUGUCCUCCGGCACCCACAGCUGGGUGGUGGACGUGGGCGAGAGCGGCGCCUUUAAGGUCGGGGUCUGCUACGCCUCCCUGGAGCGCAAAGGCUCAGGGAACGAGGCACGACUGGGCCACAACAGUCAGUCGUGGGUGCUGUCCCACUAUGACAGCGACUACUCCUACUGCCACGCCGGGAAGAAGAUCCCCCUGCAGUUGAUGAAGAGACCCCAGAGGAUCGGCCUGCUUCUGGACUGGCUGAGCCAGACGCUGCUGUUUUAUGAGCCAGACUCGGGCGCCGUGCUGCACUCUGUCACUCAGCCCUUCAGCGCUCCACUGCUGCCGGCAUUUGCUGUGACUCACCGCAGUAUCACCAUACUCCACCGAUGAACUGAAUGCGAGAACACGUGUUAAAAAGACAGCAGGAGGACACGUCUCUGUGUUAUAGAAAUAUAUGAUGUGCAGGUGAACAGGGGUGAAAACUUCCAACCGCGUCAGUUAUUUAUUCCAUUUUAUUUUCAAAUAUCUUUUGUAUUAUUUUUAGUAAUUUUUCAUGGUUAUUACUUUUUUAUAUGUUGAUUAUAGUACAGAGUUGUGCCAUCAAGUAAUUAUUUUGACUGAAACUGAUUGUGAAAGAUUGUUUGUGUUGGUAAUAAGAAAACAGAGCAGAGGUUUAUUCUGUAUUAUGUAAAGCUUCUAAACUUUAUAGAAAACAAAAGUUUUUCUGGUUGAUCCAGAUUGUUGAAAUCACAUAGAAAGUUAACUGUUAUUUUUUUAAUUUCAAUACAAAGUUAAGUUUGCUUGCUGUAUGCUGAGUAAAGUGAUUGUUGCAUGUAAGCGGAAGCUUACUGAGUCACAUUA